CUCGGAAAAGGCAUUAGCACGCCACCGCCUCCUCCACCACACCCAAGCAUUAAGGGGCCGCCAAUGAAUGUAGUCUGCUCGAAGAAACAAAUACAACAUUGGAGACCUGAUGGUCGCGUGACUAGGGAGACGGAUAAGCAAACCGUCACCGAACUUCGGCUUUGUGGCCAAAAUGUACCAGAAAUCCGCUCGAAAUGCAAUAAGCGCUCACAGUUUGCUCAGGUAACGCGAGUUCAAUCGAGGAGACGACCCGUGAAGGCAAUGUCUGAUAUCUGCAAGCAUUGGAAUCAGAGCUUAGGCGCUCUGUUUGAUGAGGAGGCGGUGUACACGCUUCCAAGGUCUUGA
Protopolystoma xenopodis is the source of this 345-nucleotide messenger RNA. The record is from the annotation of a GenBank genome assembly. NCBI's taxonomy places the organism in Eukaryota, Metazoa, Platyhelminthes, Monogenea, Polystomatidea, Polystomatidae.